GGCAGGGACGCAGAUCGGGUACCAAAAUGGCAGGGAGACGGUUGUCACUUGAACAGCGGGUGCGAUGUGUUCGCCUUUUCUCGAGAACGGGCAAUGUUUCCGAGGUGCAACGUAGGAUGUUGGAGGAAUUUGGACCGCCUGCAGUGCAUAGGAACACGAUUUCCCAAAUCAACGAAAUGUUUGACCGGACUGGUAGCGCCAAUCACCCGAAAAAUCCCGGACCAUCGAGAAGUGUGCGAACUGACGACAUGAAGAGUCGUCUUCGUGCCGAACUGGAAUCGUCCCCGAAUAAAUCAAAGUCAUCCAGACGAUUGUCUGCAAAGCUGAAGAUUGGUAAAACCAGUGUGCUGAGGAUGUUGCAUGAAAUUAAACAUACGCCCUACCAUCCUCGACGUCUUCAUGCACUCAACGAGGACGACUUUGACAGGAGAAUUGAGUUUUCGGAAGCGUGGUCUGAGGUAGGAGCUGCAAUGCCUUCAAGAGGUCGCAAAAGGAAGGUACAAGUGAAUAAGGGAGUGCCCUCUGCAGAUGGAGUGCAAGAAACAAAGAAGAGCAAAGUGGCAUCAGGAGACUUGAGGCUGGUUAUUGAGCACUGCAAUAGCUGACGAGUAUAUCAGCGCAAUGCUGUUGCCCUGCAAAAGGCUAUUGAAGAGGCACACCCCAGUAUACCUGUAGAGUUAAACCCGCUCAAGCCCAGGCGAAACAGUUUUGAAGUUACAUUUGUGAAUGCUGCUGGAACAGAAGUAAAUUUAUGGUCUGGUCUUAAGAAGGGUCCACCACGCAAACUGAAAUUUCCUGAUACAGCAGUUGUCCUUGAUGCUUUAAAAGGAGCACUUUAACUUUAGUCACCUGUUGAAGAAAGAGGAGGCACCUGACUUUUCACUUGUGGAGCAUCCAAUGACGAGGAAUGACCAAUGGAGCACCACCUCCAGUUACUCCUCUGAUGAAUUUGUAGCUUUGCAGUUGAGAAUGUGAUAUGUGCCGUUGAUUUUUUUUUUUUUUUUAUAUAUUCUUAAUAAAGU
Messenger RNA from Erpetoichthys calabaricus (reedfish), 1022 nucleotides. RefSeq names its product selenoprotein H (gene selenoh). NCBI's taxonomy places the organism in Eukaryota, Metazoa, Chordata, Cladistia, Polypteriformes, Polypteridae. Gene Ontology annotation, cellular component: Golgi apparatus. The record is from RefSeq and is a predicted model, not a curated record. The transcript is spliced from 5 exons.